UUCCACAGGGCGGACGCAGGAAGCAUCAUAUGCCUAUUUAAAUCCGAUUUGCGAGUCAUUUCAGAUCCGGGGAUUCUGGUUCGGAACCGCUCCAGCUCGUUAUCUCAACUUCGCAAGUUCCAACGGCGUUCUGAGGGGAAGAAGAAAGUGAAGAAGAAAUCAUACUGCUCUGGACGAGGAGAAAAAGUAACCAAUUUAAUUCGUCGUCGUCGCCCUGCGAACUUUCCGGCCCGUUCAGAUCUGAUCGUCGAAUUUCCGAUUACUGCUAAGGAAUCGAGGAGUUUGUUGCUGGUUCUUGAUCAUCUGUAUAUAUGCCUGAUGUGUUGUUCGGAUCUAUUGAGAUCAAUGUUAAUCUGCUAAGAUUCUGGUGGUUAUGGAGAAGAUCAAGAGAUGACUGUCAAUCUCACAUGAUUAAAUCCCUAAAGAAAUGAUAUUCAGAGUUUGAAGACUUUUGGUUGAGUCUUCUGUAGUCGUAGAUUUUAGGUCCCGAAGGUUAACGUGGUAGAAACUGACUAGACCGAGUAAUCAUAGUUUACUUAGAGAUAAUCACGAUGGAGACUCUUGUAGUUGUUGCUCAGCAUCGGAAUGAAUACCACAGCAGAAGCAGGGCUCAAGGCCAAGCAAGGCUUGGGUGGUUUGGGUCCCCACCUUCUAGGGGCUUCACAGAAAUAAAUUGCCGAACCUUUCAGUUCGGAGCCGGUAUACUUCCAUCUCCGUUGAAUGCUUGUACUACUCCUGUAACCAAACGGGUACCUUCUUAUUUGUCUUCACCCAAAACAGCGUCGCCACAUUUUCAGUCUCGUAACAACGAUGAAUCUGAACACUUGAAAAAAACUGCCAGAAGUAGCGCUAUCCCCAUUCCUAUUAACAUCAAUGCUACUCCGCGCAAGGAGCAGUCUUUCAAUGAUGGAUUGACUUACUCUGAGCUCUGGGCUGGACCAGCAUAUUCAAAUUCACCCCCGCCUAGUUCUGUGCCCUUACCAAAAUUUUCUCUACGCCCCAAGAGGACUGUCUCACUUGAAUUACCCUCGUCUCCACCCUGUGAUAUCGAUUUUCACCCAAUAGCCAAGUCUGCACCCCCUUCCCCCACAAGGAACCAUAGCAGCUCUUCUGGCAAUCCCUUUGACAGUGCAGACUCUGCGACGAGGACCCUCCGUCGCAUGCUCAACCUUGACAUUUCAGAUGAAUGAAAUGCAGGAGCUUAAACUCCUGUAAAUAAACUAUUGUGCAAAGUUGGUAGUGGUAGAUUGUAAAGAGGAUUAAUAAAUUAGCCUGCUGUGCAACUUUCUAGAAGAUUAUUCAGUGGCAUGCAGUGGUGUUAAAAGAAGAGUGAUGGACGGUUGGCCAGUGGUCUGCCGAGAUGCCAUUGAUGCUUGAUGGGGCUUCGUUUAUGCAUCUCUUUGCGAAAUGGUUGGGGAGCUUACAUGGAUGACUGUUGGCUGAAAUUGAUGCGGAACCAGAAGGGGAAGCAGUUGAUGGAAUUAGGUUGUUAAAGUGUUUGAUAUUGCAGUGGUUCUGGGGAUUGACGGUUCUGAAGUCUGUUUGCAUAAGAUGAACUAAUGUUUGGUUAAUUAAUGAUGGCAUGAAGAUUUAUCUUCCUACAAUUUCAAUGGAGUCAAUCUCGUUCAUUUCUUAGGUUUGGUUUUUAGUUUCAUAUACUCUGUAUAUAUUGUAGAAUCCCAACUUGGUUCCUUACACAGCUUCUGUACAAUUCUGUCUUUUUCCUGUCAAAGAGUCUCCGAGAGAGAGUGCUAUCUUCCCCUUCACCACCUCUUCAGCUUUUUAAUAAGAAAGGGGGAAGGGGAAGCAAACUAGUUUUUCUAUUUUUAGGUUUUUAUGAAAUUUGUAGGCCUUUUUAUGUAAUUUAAGUAUUUUUUUAAUCAAAUUUAAUCUUUUUUUUUUUUCA
Diospyros lotus (date-plum) is the source of this 1906-nucleotide messenger RNA. RefSeq lists its product as uncharacterized. Bases 552 to 1190 code for a protein of 212 amino acids. The record is from RefSeq and is a predicted model, not a curated record. Lineage: Eukaryota; Viridiplantae; Streptophyta; Magnoliopsida; Ericales; Ebenaceae. The transcript is spliced from 2 exons.